GCACCGAUCCAACCGCAUUCCGUGUCCGGACAGCUCACGACGCGUCCGCACAGAACAAAACCACCGCACCGCCAUGCGACCCCAUUAACCACCACGCCAUCGCCGCCGCCAUGCCCGCCGAGGCGAAGGUCCCCCGCUCCGCCGCCCUCCCCGUCCGCCCUCUCCUCCUAGCUCUCCCUGUCCUCUCCCUUCUCCUCCUCCUCUACGUCUACUCCUCUUCCUCCUCCUCGCGCCCUGCCAUCGACUCAUCCACGGCAGCGCUGCCGCUCACCCCGUCCCCGCCGUCCCCGCACAUCCGCAUGCGCCGCGCGCGCUUCCGCUCCUACGACGACUACCUCCGCCACCAGCUCAACAAGACGCUCGACCCGCGCCUCCGCCGCGUCUGGGCCACCCGCGACUGGCGCCGCAAGGUGGACGCCUUCGCGCGCGCCUUCGCCCGCCUCCAGGCCGACGGCCUCCUUUCCAACGCGUCCCGCGCGCUCUGCGUCGGCGCGCGCCUGGGCCAGGAGGUCGCCGCGCUCCGCCAGGUCGGCGUGCGCGACUCCAUCGGCAUCGACCUCGCCCCGGCGCCGCCCCUCGUCGCCAGGGGCGACUUCCACGCGCAGCCCUUCGCCGACGCCACCUUCGACUUCGAGUUCUCCAACGUCUUCGACCACGCGCUCUACCCAGACCGCUUCGCCGCCGAGAUCGAGCGCACGCUGCGGCCCGGCGGCGUCGCUGUGCUCCACGUCGCGGUGCACCGCCGCGGGGACAAGUACUCCGCCAACGACCUGCUGGACGUCGAGGGGCUCGUCGGUCUCUUCCGGCGGUCGGAGGUCGUCAGGAUCUCCAAGGUCGACGCAUUCGGCCUCGACACCGAGGUCAUCCUCCGCAAGAAGAGGUCGCCCCCAUCACCUGAUCCCUAACCUAGCCAUCCAUUGAUCCAUGCAUGCACCUCGAUCGAUCGAUCAAUUCUUCUCCAAAUUAAACCAACCAACACCACACACGGUCCAAUCUUGCCUUGCAAAUUAUUCAAAAAAAGAAAAAGUUGCGUUCUUUGUGCACCGAUUUUUUUGGUCGAUCGAUGCGAUUGAUUUUCUAUUGUAGGUAGGUAGCUGAUGUUUUUUGGGUAGCAAUGCAUCCAUCCACCCAUUCUUGUUCUUGUACCAAUUUGUAGAAAAAGAAAUGAAAUCAUUUGCUUUCUCCCAAGAAAAGAAGUGUGAGGAAGGGAAGAAUGAUUAGGAAUGGCACGCACUUUCCCUUCUUUUCUUGAUCACCUUGUUCCUUGUUCUUCGCUUUUAAGACUUUUUGGAAAGAUUCUUUGAACGAUUUUGGCCGUGCAUGCGCGUGCUGAUACGUACUGUGGAGUAGCAGCUAGUAAAAAUGUAUACUUGGUUCACAAAUGUAUAGUAGAACGCUGCUGUUGCUUGUGGUGGGUAGUAAAAAUGUAUAAUUGGUUCAAAAAAAAGUACAGUACUCCAGUAAAAAUGUAUAGGGGAUCAGGACCGUUGGGAAAGGGGGCCAUGGAAAUGAGCAAGCGAUUGGAACCUUGCAGGCAUGCAUGGACCAUGUGUUUACAGAAACGGCAGAGCACUGUUUUGGUUGGAGCUUGGAAAGAGAGAAAGCUGGCCGAAAAGAGCCAAUAGGGAAAGGUUAGUUUAGUUCCUGAAUGAGGAACUGAAUUAUGCCAGAAUUAACCUAGGUUACUGUAAUAAUUAACUCGAUGGCAUCGUAUCAAAAUGUAACUGAAUGCCUGGUUCGAGUUGCUCUGUGUCUGAAUUGGCAUUGGUUAAUGUAGCUACAAGUAUUCAUCCAGUCAAACAUAGAAGUAUUCAUGAAAUGGCAAAAUGUGCUGCUACAAGUUACUCCUACCAAUACAUGCUUGCAGCAGACUUUUAUGGAAAAGGCAUCAGCAAGCAACCUUCUCCUUUUGAGGGGUAGAGCCCUAGAGAGAGAGAUGCCUGCUCUGUUGUUGUAGUAUCCUCUCCCAAGUGUGAGCAAGUUUCUAGAAUCAGGAGUGCAAGGCAUAAUGCAGUUGCUUAACUAGCUAGCAGUUUAACACAUAAAUAUAUGCCACUGUCAUGAUUUGUUCUCCCUAAAUAUUUUAGUGAUGUAGUAAUUGUUGCAAAAAGAUGAUUUUUUAACAUUUUUGUGGGCCUUUUCUAUUGUGGACCGGUUGGCUCAUUGCCCUUUGAGCAGCCCUGGCCCAUGCGGUGAGGAUUCUUGAGCUUUGGCUUGGAGCAGCUAGGGUAGACGAUGGAAAAUGAGAGGGAGCAGGGAAGAGAGCAGGCGGCGUCCUGGUGGUGGCGGCGUAACCACUCACCGAUCCUGCUAGGAUUCGUGGGGACUGGAGGGCGCAGCUGUAAGGAUAAGUAGGCCGGCUUCUUCUACCUCCUGGUUCACCGAUUUGGAAAUCUCCUCCUCUCUCUUGCUUUCUCUUCGAUUUAAUCUUUUGGCUCUUGGGGUUCACCAUCUGUUCUUGACCCGAUUGGAGCUCAGGUUUAUGGAGUGGUGAUCUGGAACCGCAAGGGAUUGGUGGAGGAGCUUUUGGUGGUUGGUGCUCGUCGGAGCUGUAUUCGCCGAGGGUUGCCCGUACUUGCAGUUGUGAUACACGUUGUAUCUCCAUCUUCCUCUCACCGGCAACAACUGGCGAGUGAUCGGAUUUCUAGGACAGCGGUUGUGAAGUCGUGCCUUGCCUAGAUUAUUGACUCAUUUAAUUGAUUUUCACUAUGAGUAUUCCCCUUUCUAUGUUCUGGACAGCAAGUUCAUAUUUAUGGCUGCUCGAUGAUGAUGAAUAUUUGUUGA
Messenger RNA from Phragmites australis (common reed), 2784 nucleotides. RefSeq lists its product as uncharacterized. Gene Ontology annotation, molecular function: S-adenosylmethionine-dependent methyltransferase activity. The transcript has a single exon. The record is from RefSeq and is a predicted model, not a curated record. NCBI's taxonomy places the organism in Eukaryota, Viridiplantae, Streptophyta, Magnoliopsida, Poales, Poaceae. The coding region runs from base 111 to 905 and encodes 264 amino acids.